UCUUCUGCUUCUUCCUCCGAGGUUUUAUCUCAACUACGUCGUCUUCGCAGCCAUGGGAACCCUCUCUCUCUCAUCUUCAUUGAAACCUCACCUCGUCUCGCACAGACUCUCUUCUCCUUCUUCGUCCUCUUCCUUUUCUUCUUCUUCUUUUAGGCCCUGCAAUCGACCUAUUUUCGCGUCACUGAAGUCUCCGCCCUCGCGGACCAAAUUCUCCGAUGGCUCCAUAAUGUUUUCGGCGCCUCAGACGCCGGCGACCGCCAUGCGUGGCGCCGAGUCCGACGUCAUGGGGCUUCUCCUUAGGGAGCGUAUCGUAUUUCUCGGCAGCAGCAUCGACGAUCUCGUGGCCGACGCCAUUAUGAGUCAGUUGCUGCUUUUGGAUGCCCAGGACCCUAAGAAAGACAUCAAGCUCUUUAUCAAUUCCUCUGGCGGAUCCCUCAGUGCAACCAUGGCUAUAUACGACGUGGUGCAGCUUGUGAGGGCUGAUGUCUCCACAGUUGCCUUAGGCAUAUCGGCAUCAACUGCUUCCAUAAUCCUCGGCAGUGGAACUAAAGGCAAGCGCUUUGUGAUGCCCAACACUCGUAUAAUGAUUCAUCAACCUUUUGGAGGUGCCAGUGGCCAAGCCGUUGAUGUCGAAAUCCAAGCCAGGGAAGUGAUGCAUAACAAGAACAAUGUCACGAGGAUUAUCUCGGGUUUCACUGGUCGUACAUUUGAGCAAGUCGAGAAAGAUAUAGAUAGAGACCGGUACAUGUCCCCCGUUGAAGCAGUUGAGUACGGGAUAAUAGAUGGAGUCAUCGAUAGAGACAGCAUCAUCCCCCUGUUUCCUGUACCCGACAGGGUGAAACCAAGACUAAAUUACGUGGAGAUCAGUAAAGAUCCGAGGAAAUUCUUGACGCCAGAUAUCCCUGAUGAUGAAAUAUACUAGUCAGACCCGACUGGACCAGGGAACCGAGGGAGGGAAAAGCUCGUUUUGUCUCCGUCAGAGCUCGACUUUGCAUCACAUCCCGUAUUCCAUUAACUGUGAAAUCCAUUGUCUUAAUCAAAAUCGGUUCCAACACAGUUGCUUGAAGAACAGGUUGUAUUACCUAUUACAUGUACACUGUCAUCGUUCUCAGUUGUUUUUUGCAUUCUAAUAGCCAAUUGUAUCAGAAAAAGCUGAGCUGGACAAAUUCUGAAUAUGAUGGUCAUUUCGCCUUAAA
Molecule: messenger RNA, 1196 nt
Organism: Tarenaya hassleriana
Lineage: Eukaryota; Viridiplantae; Streptophyta; Magnoliopsida; Brassicales; Cleomaceae
Product: ATP-dependent Clp protease proteolytic subunit 4, chloroplastic-like
Exons: 3
Coding region: 53-922 (289 amino acids)
Biological process (GO): protein quality control for misfolded or incompletely synthesized proteins
Cellular component (GO): endopeptidase Clp complex
Molecular function (GO): ATP-dependent peptidase activity; ATPase binding; serine-type endopeptidase activity
Source: RefSeq, a predicted model, not a curated record